AUGGAUAUUACAACUUCCCCUUCACAGAUUCCAGCUUGGGUGUCUCUGACAUCAGAGGAAGCUGAGGACGUUGAUGAACCCCCAGAGCUGCAUCAGAAGUUUGAGAGAACGUGUAUUCGACGUCCUCAGGACCAAUCGUCACUUCUUACCAAGGCUAUCUUGGCUGAACCAGAGGAGGUGCCUACACAUCCUGCUCAUUCCAUUCUCUUGGGCACUCAACGGCGACGAUCCAUGACCAGCAACAUUAGUGUUGCUUCCACUGCAGAUCUCACUAGUGAUACUGGUAUGACGAGCCCCUGCCGCACGAAUACUCCUAGUCCUCCAAUCCCCGAGAUGGCUGCUCUUCGAUUGCACCAUGAAAUUACCACCGCGGAGAAGAACCACCUCGCCGUCGCCGCCGCUCCGCAGCCUCCCAAGAAGCGAUGUAUUCAGUUUGCAUGCGCUGCCAAACCUCCCGUUACUCAAGCUGAGGCGAUGGUCAAGGCACCUUCUGCAGAGCAGGCUCCCCGACGACCAUCCAUCAAGUUUGCUCCUCAUGUAGGGUCGGCAUCAACUCAAAAUACACCUCCAAGGCAGAUUUCUGAUCCCGGCACACGACCUCAUUUGGCUACGAAUUCCGAGUCACCAUCAACUCCUAAAAAGACGUCUGCUCUCUCUACUGCUCUUCACACGUCGCCGCGCCCAUCUGCCGUUCAUCGCCUGUCAAAUAAGAUUGCCCUUGCUCGACCGAAAUUCCUCCGUGCCAACUCCAAGGAUCUCGCAAAGGAUAGCUCCCAGUUUCACGAAUUUGCAAGUGGUACAGCUCGCGAAGAAGAUUGGAUCAGGCAACCUUCAUCAGCGGCAACGAGACUAACUAUCUAUGACACAUUGACGAAGGAAAACCACUUUCGUCGUCUCGGAGCCGAAGCCGAAGAGGAGGCAGAAUUGGAAGAAGAGGAAGCUGAAGCUGGCUCAGAUGAAGAUGAAGAGGAGGAGGAGGAGGAUGAAGACGAUGGGGAGAAUGAUGAUGACUUAGAAGAAGAUGGCGAAGAAGAUUUUCAAGAAGAUUCUGAUGGCUAUCACACCGACUCUGAGACUGGUUUCGCCGACUCCGAUGAGGAAGACGAAGAAGAGGAUGAAAACAUGGUUCUCUGGACUCCCAGCCAUGCCACUAGCCGUCAGAUUCAAGUCGUGGCUCCCAUACGACGACCAUCGGUGAAUGAGCCCCAGUCUGAUUCCUCGGCCGCUAGCUAUGGCAGCCGAUCAAGCACUCGACGAGCUAGGCCUCGACGUAUCAAGGCCGAAUCCGACGCACCAGAUCUGCCCGACAGCACCGAUUUCGUUUGUGGUACCCUGGAUGAGGACAGACCUCUAGAAGAAGCCUAUCUUUCUUGCUUGGCAGCUCGCCGCAAUGAGAAAUUACGAGUCAUUCCACAAGAUAUUGACCCCAGCUUUCCAGCUUCUGAUCCCGAUAAUGAUGACGAGGAGGAAAUCUACAACCCUGUUCACCACGACAGCGAUGAGGAUGUAUGGGUUCAAGGCCGGAUGGAGGAUCUCCACCAUGGCCAGGACCGCUCCCGCCGAAGAAGAAAGAGUGAACAGGCAUCGCCUCGCAAAUAUCGCUCUCCGCCACCAAGACGACAUCAUUCCCCUGCUCCCAAGAAUCGAGGUCGCUCUCCUAAGCCAUUGUUUGGGCGACAUUCUCCCAAGAGAAUCCGGUCUCCAGCACCAAAGGCGAUGAACACUCCGUUGCAGACGCCACGACAAGGUCCUCACGUUCAAUUCCACUUGGCUGGUCGACCAGGCAUGACGCAAACAAAGUCUUUGCCUCGAGCUCCCGCAAUGUUUCCACCCAUGAAGGGUAGCAAGACAGCCAGGCACCAGCAUCACCAUGACUCUGACUGCCAUCUUCGAGGCGCUAUUGACAUCGUCAAGGGUCUUGAACGCAAACGUCAACGCCGCAAGGAAAAGUUUUUCCAAAAGUACUGCAAUCGCGCAAGACGUGGCCAAAUUCCAGAGCGCAAGCCUCAGCCCGGGCGAGGCGCCGAGCGUAUGAAGGAGCUCGGCUUGCUCAUGGCUGGCAAGAAGGAUCAGGGCAAUUAUGUCAUGUCUAUCUAA
Messenger RNA from Metarhizium robertsii ARSEF 23, 2097 nucleotides. RefSeq lists its product as uncharacterized. The transcript has a single exon. Bases 1 to 2097 code for a protein of 698 amino acids. The record is from RefSeq and is a predicted model, not a curated record. Lineage: Eukaryota; Fungi; Ascomycota; Sordariomycetes; Hypocreales; Clavicipitaceae.